Messenger RNA from Heterocephalus glaber (naked mole-rat), 1921 nucleotides. The record is from RefSeq and is a predicted model, not a curated record. Lineage: Eukaryota; Metazoa; Chordata; Mammalia; Rodentia; Bathyergidae.
GGGUGUGGUGAUUGACUUUAUGAAGAGGGAAGACCCACCCUGAGUGUGGGUGGCACCAACCAAAUCGGCCGGUAGCCUGGAGGGAAUAAAAAGCAAAGGUAAAAGGAAGCCUCACGUGUUUCUUCAGAAGAGCUCAAGUCUUUGCUCUCACCUUUGGACAUCCGUCUCCAGGCUUCCUACCCAGACCCUUCGGCCUCCUGAUACAGAUCACACAGAACUCUGCAGUGAGCUCCACAUCUUUGACUGUCCACUGGGUCCUUCAGAAUUCCAGUGUGCAGAGGGCGGUUUUGCAUUUUUCCACACCGGCCUCUGCAGGCGGCGCUUGAUUCGUGAAUUGACCCCGGAGUCCCAGGUGGGAGAGAGGAACGAGUAGAGGCGCAGCUGGGGCUGCACUGAGCCGUGGGCAUGGCGCAGUACAAGGGCAGCAUGCGGGAGGCCGGCCGGGCCAUGCACCUCAUCAAGAAGCGCGAAAAGCAGAAAGCGCAGAUGGAGGUGCUGAAGCAGCGCAUCGCUGAGGAGACCAUCAUGAAGUCGAAGGUGGACAAGAAGUUCUCGGCCCACUACGAUGCCGUGGAGGCCGAGCUGAAGUCAAGCACGGUGGGCCUGGUGACCCUGAACGACAUGAAAGCCAAGCAGGAGGCUCUGCUGCGGGAGCGCGAGAUGCAGCUGGCCCAGAGGAAGCAGCUGGAGGAGCACGAGCUGCAGCUGGAGAUGCGGCGCGAGAAGGAGCACAGGCAGGAGUGCAAGCGCAAGAUCGCCAGCCUGUCCUUCUCACUCGAAGAGCUCGACGGCGACGGGGACGACGGCGGGGACCAGGACCCAGUGGCCCAGACCAGCAGGAACAAGAAGAGCCUGGGCAAGAACCCCGACGUGGACACCAGCUUCCUGCCGGACCUCGAACGCGAGGAGGAAGAGAAGCGGCUGCGGGAGGAGCUGCGCAAGGAGUGGGAGGCCAAGCGCGAGCAGGUGAAGAGCGAGGAGAUGGAGCUCACCUUCAGCUACUGGGACGGCUCGGGGCACCGGCGCACAGUGCGCAUGAGCAAGGGCAGCACGGUGCAGCAAUUCCUGAAGAAGGCGCUGCAGGGGCUGCGCCAGGACUUCUACGAGCUGCGCGCGGCCGGCGUGGAGCAGCUCAUGUACAUCAAGGAGGAUCUCAUCCUGCCCCACUAUCACACCUUCUAUGACUUCAUCGUCACCAAGGCCAGGGGCAAGAGCGGGCCGCUCUUCAACUUCGAUGUGCACGACGACACGCGGCUGCUCAGCGACGCCACCGUGGAAAAGGACGAGUCGCAUGCAGGGAAGGUGGUGCUGCGGAGCUGGUACGAGAAGAACAAGCACAUCUUCCCGGCCAGCCGCUGGGAGCCCUACGACCCUGAGAAGAAGUGGGAGAAGUACACCAUCCGCUGACCCGCCCCGGAAGGAGACUCGCCGGAACAGGAAAUGCUCAGAUUUCUAGGCUCUGCAGACUCCAGCUUGGCUUGGUGACCUGCAUUUCUCCCUGAAAUUUAAUAAAGCUAGAGGGUUCCCGUUAUCCCAGGUUGGUCAUUCCGUUGCUGCCGUUGUCCUUUGUUGCUUGGUUCGUUUUUCAGACUAUCCUUAGUUUUCUGUGCAGUUCACUGCCUGGCUCUGAUGUGCUCUGUUAGACCUUGGCCAGGCAGACCAUGUGAUGAAAGAAGGGGCACAUUUUUGGCCAAACGAUCAUGAGCAUGGGUUGUGGAUCCUGACUAGCAGGGCCCAGUUACCCUCCUCAGCUUCUUACUCAAUGUGUAGUUUUGAGCAAGUUUAUUAAACCUCGGUGCCUUAGUUUCCCCACCUGUAAAAGGAAAUAGCAAUACCACCUACCUCGUAAGGCUAAUGUGAGUUAAAUGAGUUAAUGUUUGUAAAGCACUUAGAGUUCAAUAAAUGUCUCCUGUUCUUCUUA